Mandrillus leucophaeus (drill) is the source of this 3353-nucleotide messenger RNA. It is a transcript of the gene SFXN2, whose product is annotated as sideroflexin 2. Lineage: Eukaryota; Metazoa; Chordata; Mammalia; Primates; Cercopithecidae. Gene Ontology annotation, molecular function: monoatomic ion transmembrane transporter activity. Gene Ontology annotation, biological process: monoatomic ion transport; serine import into mitochondrion. The transcript has 14 exons. Bases 903 to 1925 code for a protein of 340 amino acids. The record is from RefSeq and is a predicted model, not a curated record. Gene Ontology annotation, cellular component: mitochondrial inner membrane.
CUCAGAGCCAGCGGGGCCGGCCUUCUCUCCGCUUCUGGCCGGGCUCCAGACGAACCCCACUUUACUGCAGCGCCGGGAGACCGAUUGCCCGGGAAGUCUAAGCCUGCGAGCGAAAGCUGCUCUCUGCAGCUCCUGGGAUCCGCCCUCACCCCUGUCCCCAGAGUAACGAUGGAGCCUGAGCUCCGCACCCUGCCAGCCGCGCACUCUGCCAGCCCCUUCCCCAAGCCUCGGACCCGCCGCAAGCCCCGCCUUCCUCUCCAGGCCCAGGCCUCCCUCCAGGGCCCACCGUCGGGGCUCCCCGCCGACCCCCGAAAUCAGUGCAGAACCCAGAUAGCAGGCUGAGCGACGUCCCAUUCCCUCCUUGGCUUUAAGCGCAGUGCUCCGCCCUGGGCCUGGGGACGGGAGGGGGGUAACUGGCCGGCUCCAAGGGGGCCCAGGUCCCCAUACUCACCAUCCUCCCGCCGAGUCCCUCCUCCUCCUCCUCCUUCUCCUCCUCCUCCUCCUCCUGCCUCCCCCGUUACCAAGGGCAACUGCUGCGGCGCCGCCCCCGACGUCCCUCGCACGCACAGCAGAGGAGUGGAGCAGCAGUACGGGGCGGGGUGCAGCGCCGCUUUCCCCAGAGUGCGCAAGCGCGCCAAGGCGCCCGCCCACUGCGAGGGCGGGCUAGGGGAGCUGCAGAGGCGGCCGCCGGCUAGCUGGGACCUGGGAGUGGAGAAAGGCUGCCCACGUGGCUGGCGGGAGCCUCCAGGCCUGGGAUUGGUCGAAAAGGAGGGGCGUGGGCGGGCAUGGGGGCGGUUCCCCCGCCCAGGUCUCUCCCCAGGCCAGGUUUCUAAGGCGGACUGUAACUGGUGGCAUUUGUCCCGGGACCAGUAUGCCUUGUAAUUUUUCACUGAAAGCUGGACAUGAUGUACCCUGUGAGAGGAACUGAGGGGUCCACAGUUUUAUGUGUGAACAAGAUGGAGGCUGACCUGACUGGCUUUAACAUCGAUGCCCCCCGUUGGGACCAGCGCACCUUCCUGGGGAGAGUGAAGCACUUCCUAAACAUCACGGACCCCCGCACUGUCUUCGUAUCUGAGCAGGAGUUGGACUGGGCCAAGAUGAUGGUGGAGAAGAGCAGGAUGGGGGUUGUGCCCCAAGGCACCCAAGUGGAGCAGCUGCUGUAUGCCAAGAAGCUAUAUGACUCGGCCUUCCACCCCGACACUGGGGAGAAGAUGAAUGUCAUCGGGCGCAUGUCUUUCCAGCUCCCUGGCGGCAUGAUCAUCACGGGCUUCAUGCUCCAGUUCUACAGGACAAUGCCGGCGGUGAUCUUCUGGCAGUGGGUGAACCAGUCCUUCAAUGCCUUAGUCAACUACACCAACAGGAAUGCGGCUUCCCCCAUAUCAGUCAGGCAGAUGACCCUUUCCUACUUCACAGCCACAACCACUGCUGUGGCCACGGCUGUGGGCAUGAACAUGUUGACAAAGAAAGCGCCGCCCUUGGUGGGCCGCUGGGUGCCCUUUGCCGCUGUGGCUGCGGCUAACUGUGUCAAUAUCCCCAUGAUGCGACAGCAGGAGCUCAUCCAGGGAAUCUGCGUGAAGGACAGGAAUGAAAAUGAGAUUGGUUAUUCCCGGAGAGCUGCGGCCAUAGGCAUCACCCAAGUAGUUAUUUCUCGGAUCACCAUGUCAGCUCCUGGGAUGAUCUUGCUGCCAGUCAUCAUGGAAAGGCUUGAGAAACUGCACUUCAUGCAGAAAGUCAAGGUCCUGCACGCCCCAUUGCAGGUCAUGCUGUGUGGGUACUUCCUCAUCUUUAUGGUGCCAGUGGCGUGUGGGCUCUUCCCACAGAAAUGUGAAUUGCCCGUUUCCUAUCUGGAACCAGAGCUCCAAGACACCAUCAAGGCCAAGUAUGGAGAACUGGAGCCUUAUGUCUACUUCAAUAAGGGUCUCUAAAUGCCCCACCUCAGCAAGGACCAGUCUAUUCCCAUAUUCACCAGCUCCUUCUUAGCUACAUGCACACUUGUGUCCUCCUUCCUCUUUGCCAACAAGGCCCGAAAGCCAGGAUAGAUUGGGGGGUGGGACAAUGAAUGCCUCAUGCUUACACCCUAGUACUGGUUGAUUGGACCUCAGGGGAAAAAAGUGAAAAAGGGUAGCAAAGGCCAGUGUCUUCUAGCUGCUUCCUCCUUAACCCCUGUCCCCUGGAAACCAGAAGCUGAGGCCCUCUCAGGGAGGAGACACCAAGCAAAUCAUUUGGAAAAGUUAGGAAACCUUUAGGAUUCUGGUUCCAGCCAGGAUUGAGGAAAAGACCUUGGAUCAAAAGGAAGCUCCUAUAUCUCUUUCUUCUUCACUUCUCCUCUUCCGAGCAAGGGAACCUUUUAAUCAUGUAAUUCUAGCCGAACUCAGGAAAAAGAAGGGGGAAAGGACUCUGUCCCCUUGGGGCUCAUCUCCACCCUUCCCCAUCCUCCUCCUCGUUGGCCCCUGGUCAGACAGCUUUUUUUUUUUUUCCCCCGAGAUGGAGUCUUGCUCUGUCCAGGAUGGAGUGUAGUGGCAUGAUCUCAGCUCACUGCAACCUCUGCCUCCUGGGUUCAAGCGAUUUUCCUGCCUCAACCUCUCAAGUAACUGGGAUUACAGGGCACCCGCCACCACGCCCGGCUAAUUUUUGUAUUUUAGUAGAGAUGGGGUUUCACCAUGUUGGCCAGGCUGGUCUCGAACUCCUGACCUCAGGUGAUCCGCCCGCCUUGGCCUCCCAAAGUGCUGGGAUUACAGGCAUGAGCCAUGCACCCAGCCCGUACCGCUUUUUUGGGAAUGCUGCUAACCUUGAAAUGAUCAGACACCUAGGAGUUAUUAGUGCUAAAAAGGGGACCGCGCAAGGCAGCAGAGUUACAUGGUUCUUCAAAUCAUGUCUGAAUCUAUUCUUGGAAUCUUCUGUAUAAUAAGGGAAGUUCUCUUUCCCCACUGCCACAUAUGUCUGUUUUAAAAGAUAAGUCCACUAACUGUGUGUAAAAAUGAUAUAUGUAGGCAUUAACCAUACACUUUAAUGGGUAUAAUUUCCUGCCUGCUUCCCUUCCUCAGCCCAGUAGGUUAAACAGCAAAGAAAGACUGGUGUGUACUGAAUAGGAAAGGGAAGUUUUAUUUGGAACCUUCUGAGAGGAAAUCAACCAGGACCAAAAAGCCUUAAAGGACACAGAGCAAAGCACAGCCACUUCCCUUCCCCAGCUUGACUGCCCUAGGUGAUUUCUCAAGCUCCUUGGGGGACUGUUGUUUCUCAUCUGGAAUCAAUGUGUAUAUGAGUUUUGUCUGGUAGGAUUGCUCUCUCUGUCCAAACGAUAUCACUGUGAACUGAAUAAAUUUGUUGAAAGAGCACAUAGGCACACACACACA